AUGGCCCACGCAAAGACGACAUCGCUUUUGGCACUCGCCGUCUUCUUGGCUUCCUCCCAGGCCCAGGCUUAUGGCCGCUUCCAACGGGCCGAACACCAUAAAAACCAGGGCCGCCAGGAUGUUUCCGGAACAGCACAGAGCUGCCCGCCUCCCGUGACCAUCACAGAACCUCCAGUGACGGUCACAGAGACCUCUAUCCCUCCCACAACGGCGUUCCCAUCCAGCCCUCCAGGAGGGGGCAGCAACACCAUCGUGACCGUCACCGAGACGGUAACCAUCCCUGGGACAACCUUCACCGUUCCAGGUAUCACAGUGACCGUCCCAGGGACUACCGUCACCGUCCCGGGGACCACAGUCUUCGUGACAGAGACACUGCCCCCAGUUACCCUGAGCCAAGUGCCCACCCCGGAGCCGUCCUUCCCCUCAUAUGGCCUGUCCGAGCCGCCGCCCCCGGCCACCGCCUCUCCCUCGCCCCCAUCACCACCCGAGGAAACCACCAUCACAGUCGAGGUGCCGCCGCCCACAGGAACACCAGCCACGCCAGGGACGCCACCCAGCGGCGAGACAACCAUCACCGUCGAGGUCCCGCCGCCGCCCACGGGCACGCCCACGCCGGGGAUCCCCACGCCAGUCGCCCCAGGCGGCCACCACGGCAACGACACCAGGACCACCAACACGCCCACGCCCACGCCCACGCCAGGCUCGCCCUACGGCAACGACACCACCACCACGGUCGUCGUCCCCGAGACCCCCACCCCCCCGGGCACCGGCAGCGAUACCCUCACCGUCACCGUCGAGGUCCCCCCGCCCACAACAACACCCACCGCCCCCGACACCACAGCCACGCCCGGCCUCCCUGGCACCACCCCGACGGUCUGCGCCGUCAGGACUGAGACAGUCGUCGACACGGUGACCCUCACCAUCGGCACGGACAGCAGCACCCCAGGAGGAGCGGGGGCCACGACCGUCCUGCCGCUGCCGCCGCCGCCCACCCUGACGACCGUCACCGUCCGCACCACGGCCGUGGUGAGCGUUACUAGCAGCCGCCCCGGGUACGGCGGGGAUGAGACUCAGUAA
Messenger RNA from Diaporthe batatas, 1077 nucleotides. RefSeq lists its product as uncharacterized. The record is from RefSeq and is a predicted model, not a curated record. Bases 1 to 1077 code for a protein of 358 amino acids. The transcript has a single exon. Lineage: Eukaryota; Fungi; Ascomycota; Sordariomycetes; Diaporthales; Diaporthaceae. Gene Ontology annotation, cellular component: actin filament; cytoplasm. Gene Ontology annotation, biological process: actin filament polymerization. Gene Ontology annotation, molecular function: actin binding; microtubule binding.